UGAUCGUUAAAAAGGAUUAAAAAACAAAAUGGAAUGUAAUUUGUUUUAAUAAAAAAAUUAUAAAUCACCCAGGAGGAGAGCAAAUACAUUUGCAGAAGACACAAAAGGAUUUACGCUACCAGGAGGAGGUUAAAUUUGUAGAAGAUGCAAGUGGACUGUUAGCAAGACCCAAGGAUAUAUCCAUAUGUCGAUGGAAUAAGUUAUUGAAAUGCUGGUUGACCCGCACUAACAUUUAACCUUUGAAAUAUGAUGAAAAAACUUCAUGGAUAUAACGAAGAAACAUCACAUUGCAUACUUGGUUGAUAAAAAUUUAAUGCAACAACUGGGAGUAGCAAUCAGUCGUCAAUACAUGCAAGAAUUUUGCGAAAAUUUGCUAGAAAACCAAAUUGACAAAGUGUCAGAAAUUUUUGACACGGGCAGACGAUAUUACCAUCCUGUAUUGCAAGUUCUUCGUUUGUAUCUGUUCAAAUAUGGCGUGCAAAACUUGAACCCAAUGCAGCAUAUUAACGACCUAUUAGAGAAAUACAACUUUUACUUGUGCAUGGUAACAGAAGAUGAAUUUCCCAUCAUUGAGAAUGACACUCAAGAUAAAUGCUUUGCUUUGGAUUUCGUGAACAAUCCAAACAUUCGGAGACGCGUUUACCGUGAAAUAUGUGACAAGGGAGCCACUGAUUGGCAACUUCUUGGACACUUCUUGAUCCCUUUUGAGAAAGGAGAGCUAAUAUACAUUAACAAUGAGAACAUUGAAGUACGCGUGAACAAGAUUUUGUUGGCGUGGGAAAAACUUUGGAUAGAAUUGCCGGAGAAAAAGACAAAGGCUUGGCAGAUAUUGUCUGGGGUCUUGAAAUUAUUAGAAAUAUCGAUUGAUGCAUCAGAAUUCACAGGUGAUGUGUUCAAAGAAGAAGGGAACAUCAAAGUGGAGCAAUAUCACGGUACAGACAAUCUCAUCAUUGCUUUCGAUAGAAUCAUCAACAAUAUUAAGAUUAAAGGGAAGUCAAAUCAGGAACAAACUUUUCAGAAAAUGACAGAAAACGUAGAUUUUGCAAUUAGGACCUUUGGAGAUAAGAUGUGGAUCAAGAUACACAAAUCUAUCCCGUAUGAAGUCUUUGAAGUUUAUUCAGCACAUGAUCAAAAUUUAAACGUAGAAGCGACAAAAGAUCGCCCACACAGACAUACUUUUGCACAUGGAGACAAGUUAAUUAAGAUAUCCACUCAUGCUGACAAGACCUUCCAUACUCUCGUGCAACUGAUUUUAAAUGAAAAGGAACAUGAGAGCUUUAUAGAAUAUAAACCAAGUGGUGGGAAAGAACUUCGCCGACUUAAUCUUCAAAAUUGGCUUAAAGAAUGCUCGCUAUAUAUCUUAACUUAUUUUAGCUGGGACGACGUUUCUUUCGUGGCCGAAUCCUUCCAAUUUCCUCCAUAUGUACCAGGAAAUUACGUAUCUGAGUUGGCGUUUUUAUUCAUGAAUACUCUCAUAGAAAUACACAAUGGAAUUGUGAGCGUCAUAACAGACUACAACACGAUAGAGCAUGUGACAUUUUUAAAAUACAAUAUGGACCUAAUUCGCCAAAUUGGUCCAUUUGGAGAACAUACAAAACGAAUUCUUAUACUGUAUCCUAGCCCGGUCAUUUUCAUGAAUAUAAGAUGUACUUAUGCAGUUGAAUUUCCUCAUAUUCAAAAGGAGUUUCGAGAUGGCGAGAAAGAUAUCCAAUGCUUAUUGAUUACUCACAAAAAUCUAAUUAGUGAAACUGAUGUCCAUUUUGUUAAUAUUGUUGCAACUCCAAACUAUGUUGGUGUGGCGGAUGACUAAAUAUGUGCAGAUUGUUUUCUAAUUGACAAAGACAUCUUGGAA
Messenger RNA from Hydractinia symbiolongicarpus, 1852 nucleotides. RefSeq lists its product as uncharacterized. The record is from RefSeq and is a predicted model, not a curated record. The coding region runs from base 263 to 1810 and encodes 515 amino acids. NCBI's taxonomy places the organism in Eukaryota, Metazoa, Cnidaria, Hydrozoa, Anthoathecata, Hydractiniidae. The transcript is spliced from 7 exons.